AUGACAAGGCGGAUCAUGAGUGCUCUGGAUGACGCAGGCAGCCCGAGCUCGCUACGUCGGAGCUACGGCGGCGGCGGCGGCGGCGGCGGCGGCGACGACGCACCCGUGGUCGCGAGCAACGGGGGCGGGAGUUCGACGAGGCAGCACCAGGCGGUGGCGGUGGCGGCGGCGGCUGCGGCGGUUUCGGGCGAGAAAGGGUCGGGGGUGGGCAAGGAUGCCGCUCCCGCUCCCGCCGAGGAGUCUUCCCCAAAGGCCGCGCCGGGAUCGCGCAAGCGGAAGACUAGCGACGACCAAGGGUCGGGGCCGCAAAGGGGAGAAGACCUCGCGGGGGCGUCGGCAGCGGUGCCGAAGGACGCGGCGGGCGGCGAGAACGGCAAGAACGGCACCAGUACGGGCGCGGAUAAGGACAAGGCUGAUGAUGCCGGAGGUUCCGACUCUUCCGACGACCUCGCCAUCACGCAGCCGCGCCCCAAGCGCGCGCGGACGAGCAGCGAGGGCGGGGGGCUUGCCCAAUCAUCGAGCGGCACCCCCACGGCCGGCGGCGGCGGUGGCGGCAAGAACGGCCCGUCCCCGGCCGAAUCUCGGCAAAGAGUCGCCAAUGCUUCUUCUUCUCCCGUUGCUGCCGGCCCGGCCGCCUCGCCCGCCACCAGGGGAAAGGGCGGGGCCGACAAGGCCGACAAGGCUGGAGCAGCAGCAGCAACCAGCCGAGGGCGAGCCGACGGCGGCGGCGGCAGCCGGAGCGGAGAGAAAGAAGGCACUCUAGCGGCGGAAAAGGAGAAGGAGAAGGAAGAGGAAGAGGAGAGGAGGCUGCAGGCGCGGCGCCGAGGGCGACACGCGCGGUCCCCCUACUUGCACGGCGGCACGGGCGGGAGGAUCGACCCCAGCGGCGGCCUGCCGACGUCAGUGCGACCGGUGGCUCUGGCUCUUGGAGGAGGCGGAGGCGGGGGAGGCGGUGCCAAGCUUGGUGGCACCCCCGUUAGAUCGGCUUCCAAGGGAUGGACGUGCCAAGGCUGCUACGUCAGGGUCUACGACAUGGACCUGAAGGUGUGCGACAUGUGCAGGAGACCGAGAAACUUUGGCACGCCCAGCUUCAAGAACCCUCCCGCUGUUCUUCCCGGGGGCAGGACCCUGUACACGGUGCGCGCAGGGCUCGAGGCGGCGGGCUUGGCCUCCCCCGGUAUGCCUGGGACUGCUGCCGCUGCGGUUGGAGCGGCGGCAACGGCGACGGCAACGGCGACGGCCAAGACUGCGAGUGAUGCCACAACUACUGCGGCGGCCGCGACGGCAGCUGCUGCCACGCCUGCUUCAGCGCGGCCCACCCCCAGCAAGCCCAGGGUAACCUUCUCGUUUGGACCAUCAACCCCCGCCGCGGCCGCGGCGGCGCCGGGCAGUCCGGCUCCUACUGCUGCCGCCGCCCCCAAGCCCUCUCCUGGACCUGCUUUCAGCUUUGGCGGCGGAGGUGGCAGCGGCGUGUCGUCAGCUGCUGCGAAAACGGCUCCUUCUUCCGUUUCAACCGUGCCAGCCGCCGCCGCCGCGCCUGCCGCUAGCCCGGCCCCUGGUCCCGCGUUUUCUUUCGGUUCCGCCGCCGGAGGGGCCACGGGCUCGUCCUCGGCUGGGUCAGCGUCGACGGCGGCAGCAGCAGCCCCUGCGGCACCUACCGCUGCGUUUGCGUUCGGGGGUGCCGCCCCAGCCGCUGCUGCUGCUGCUGCUGCGACUGCUGCGACGGCCUCGACGCCGGCAACCACCACCACCACCACCGCCACGAAGACGAUCGGGGCAGCCGCCGGUACUGACGGGGCUACCCCCGCGGCCGCUCCUGCUCCCACGGCGGGCUUCACCUUCGGUGCUGCUGCUCCUGCCCCUGCGGCUGCUCCGUCGUUCACUGCCGCCGCCGCUCCCGCUCCCGCCUCCGGUCUGGCGGCAAAGUUCACGUUCGGCGUCGCCGCUCCGGCCCCCGCUGCCGGCACGACCCCCCCAGCUGCUGCCCAGGCACCGGGCGCCGCCGCUGCUACGCCUUCGACGUUUACGUUCGGCGCUAAGCCCGCCGUCGGCGCGGGUGCCGCUGCUGCUGCACCGACAAAGACUUUGUUUGGCGGCGCUGCUCCAGCGGCGGCGGCGGGGGCGGCGACUACGAAGACACUGGGGGUUCCUGCGUUUUCUUUCGGUGCAACCGCCCCUGCCGCAGCAGCGCCGGCGGCCCCAGCCGCGGCUGGCGGGUCCGGCGGAAUCGCGAGCCGCCUCGGCCCCGCCCCAACGGCUGCCGGUCUCGCCGCCCCGAAACCUUCGCCGGCGACGACGGGCUUCGGUGGCUUCGGCGGGUUCGGCGCUCCCGCGGGCGGCGGCGGCGGCGGCGGCGGGACUAAGCGGGCUUCUUCGCCUGCCGUCUCCACGGGCUUCGGGGUCGCGCAACAGCCGACGCGCGGGGAGUCUCCCGCCACGUCGGCGUUUUGCGCCUUCGGGGCGACGGGCUUCGCGGGCGUG
Ectocarpus siliculosus is the source of this 2481-nucleotide messenger RNA. Lineage: Eukaryota; Phaeophyceae; Ectocarpales; Ectocarpaceae. The record is from the annotation of a GenBank genome assembly.